Molecule: messenger RNA, 3714 nt
Organism: Archocentrus centrarchus (flier cichlid)
Lineage: Eukaryota; Metazoa; Chordata; Actinopteri; Cichliformes; Cichlidae
Product: heat shock protein 12B
Exons: 14
Coding region: 413-2467 (684 amino acids)
Source: RefSeq, a predicted model, not a curated record
CAGAGAGACGGUGAGCUCAGCUGCAGAGCGACUGAACUGCAAAACUCAGAAAUCCAUUUGAAAACAAGCAAGCAUUUUCUUCUUUCGUUGCUUUUUUUUUUCUCCCAGCAGUUAUUUUUCUUGCAUUUCUCUUCAAUAUCCAUCAUUUUCUUCCAAUUUUGGAAGUCCGGUUUCAGAAAAUCUGCCUGCAAGUCAGCUGGAAAGUCUUGUAUUUUAAGCACGGGAUUCCUAGAAAAGCAUCCUCUUGUUUCCUCCUGUUCCCUUUCUCUCCAUCUCGAGCCACUGGAGUCAGAUUCCAAGUUUUCCAGGUUCCCGAGUUUUGGGAAAACUUUUGCGCUGCAGCCAGGAGAGGCUAAAACAACAAGGGCACAGUGGAGAAAGCAGCACUUAAAGGACCCUGGCUCCUGUAAAGAUGGCUGACAUAUUGCAGCCAGACACCAACAGCCUGCAGAUACCGAAUGAAAAUGUAUCUACCCCAUCUUCGCCUGCCACAGCCAGAAAUGACUGCAGCAUCACUCCGCUCACACCCUCACCCUCACCGAUGGUGGAGGUCAGGUCACAGAUGGCCUGUCCGUUCUCUGUUGUCGUAGCCAUAGACUUCGGGACAACCUCCAGUGGCUACGCUUUCAGCUUCACACAGGACUCAGAAGCCAUACACAUGAUGAAGCGUUGGGAGGGUGGCGACCCUGGUGUGGCCAAUCAGAAGAGCCCAACAUGUCUGCUGCUGACUCCUGAUUUGCGGUUCCACAGUUUUGGGUUUGCAGCUCGAGACUUCUACCACGACUUGGAUCCAGAGGAGGCCCGGCACUGGCUUUACUUUGACAAAUUCAAAAUGAAGAUCCACAGCACAAGUGACCUCACUAUGGAGACAGAACUGGAGGCAGUGAAUGGUCAGAGGGUCAGGGCCAUAGAAGUGUUCGCACAUGCCCUUCGCUUCUUCAGGGAACAUGCUCUGAAGGAGGUGAAGGACCAGUCUUCAUCAGUGCUGGAGGGAGAUGAGAUCAGAUGGGUGAUUACAGUCCCUGCUGUGUGGAGACAACCUGCCAAACAGUUCAUGAGAGAAGCAGCAUACCUGGCUGGUCUGGUGUCUCCUGACUCUCCCGAGCAGCUCCUCAUUGCUCUGGAACCUGAGGCUGCCUCCAUUUAUUGUCGGAAGCUCCGCCUCCACCAGGUGAUUGACCUGAGCAUGCAGCCAAUCACAAAUGGCCUGGAAUUGGAUGGGUCCCGCCCCUUUGACUCCAGUUUCAGACAAGCAAGGGAGCAGCUGAGGCGAUCCAGACACAGCAGGACCUUCCUGGUGGAGAGUGGAACUGGAGAGCUGUGGUCCGAGCUGCAGACUGGUGAUAGAUAUGUGGUUGCAGACUGCGGAGGAGGAACAGUUGACCUGACAGUCCAUCAGAUCGAGCAGCCACAGGGAACACUUAAAGAGCUCUACAAGGCUUCAGGCGGUCCCUACGGUGCUGUCGGGGUAGACCUGGCCUUCGAAGCCAUGCUUUGCCAGAUCUUUGGCGAGGACUUCAUCCAGAGCUUUAAAGCCAAGCGGCCAGCGGCCUGGGUGGACCUCAUGAUCGCAUUUGAGGCGAGGAAACGAACGGCGUCUCCAGGCAGGACCAACGCCCUCAAUAUCUCCCUGCCUUUCUCUUUCAUCGACUACUACAAAAGACACCGAGGGCAGAGUGUGGAGGCUGCCCUCAGGAGGAGCAAUAUGAACAUAGUGAAGUGGUCAUCCCAGGGGAUGCUGCGGCUGACACAAGAAGCCAUGAAUGAGCUCUUCCAGCCCACCAUCACCAAGAUUGUGAAGCAUAUUGAGGAGCUGAUGGCGAAACCAGAAGUGCGAGGCGUGCGUUUCCUUUUCCUAGUCGGUGGUUUUGCAGAGUCCCCUAUGCUGCAGAAAGCUGUCCAGAAGGCACUGGGGAGGACAUGCCGCAUCAUCAUCCCCCAUGACGUUGGUCUCACGAUACUGAAGGGUGCUGUGCUCUUUGGCUUGGAUCCCACUGUGGUCAGAGUACGUCGAUGUCCUUUGACCUAUGGUGUUGGCGUCCUAAACCGGUUUGUGGAGGGACGCCACCCUCGGGAGAAACUCCUCAUCAAAGAUGGUCGCGAGUGGUGCACGGACAUCCUCGACCGCUUCGUCUCUGUCGAUCAGUCGGUGGCCCUGGGUGAGGUUGUGAGACGAAGCUACACACCUGCUCGUCUGGGCCAACGGAAGAUCAUCAUCAACAUCUACUGCAGCGUGACCGAUGAUGUCACAUAUAUCUCCGACCCUGGCGUCAGGAAGUGCGGGACAAUAACUUUAGACUUGCCGGAAUCAUUACCGCCACUGGGAGCGGUGGGAGGAGCGGGAACCCCAGAGAGAAGGGAGAUCAGAGCGACCAUGCAGUUUGGAGACACGGAGAUUAAAGUCACGGCCGUUGAUGUCAUGUCUAACCGCUCCGUCCGGGCUUCCAUAGACUUCCUGUCUAACUAAGGAGGAGCAGGAAGUGGAGCCAUGAAUUCAAAAACACACAUAGCUGAUUGGAGGGAUGAUAAUUCUAGAAAAAGCGGUACUUUGGGAGUGGGCGACAUGUUUUGGGGGGUUUAUUUUGGAAAACACUGCAGUGUUUGGAGCAACUCACAUCUCCUGCUUCAGACAUUUGGAGCAAGAAGAUCAGGAGAGAAUCCAUCCUUCACAAACACCAAUCUUCUGGAAUCUCCUUGAAGUCGAAGCGAGAGAGUUCGUCAUGCCUUCCCUUAUAAUCCUGUCACCAGCAUUUCCUGCCCACAAAACAGUGAAACCCAAUGCAAGCUGGAGAGUGAGUGCACAUCCCUGCUGCAGCAAGCUAACUAAAUAAAGUCAUCCUCGCAGAGGAGUAUGAAAUUGUUAUGCAGACUUUAUUAGCUCAGCGAAUCUAACUAACACAGUAUGCUACCAAAUGAGUGAGGUUCACUCAUGUUCACUGUUAAAUAUACAGACCUUCAUGGGCCCCAUGUAAUUAAUGAUGCCUUAAUUAAACCCUAUAUGACCAACCACACUGCAGAAAAUAAUGUUACCAACUGGACUGCAGCUUUGGUUCUUUAAUGUGAAAGCACUCCAUCUAGCGGUGCAACGACUGAACUACAUGCUGAAAAUGUCGGGCUAAAUCAAACCACAUACUAUAAGAACUGUGGCAUUAUAACAUUUAAAUGUGUCAUUUAAAAUGUUUCAAACCACUCUGAAAAAAUAUUAGAGCUGUAUUAUUUCAAGCAGAAGCUGUAAACAUGACAGAAUAUCAUGGCCUCUUAAACUUGUAAGCAGCUUUCACAUUUAUUUUGAGUGGCGCUUCAAUUGGCAACCUUAUGAAUUUAAAUCAGUAUCAAUAUUUUUUUUUUCAUAUUUGUCUCAUCAGCUGCUAAAUGCCCCACUAUGUGCAGCAGCUAGUUACUAACAUUUCUUGUUUUAACAUAUGGACUGCUGACAGUGUCUUUUUUCAAAUGCAGCUCACAGCAGGAAAUAGUCCACUACAGAUGCAGUUACUACUGGAAACGCUCCAUUUGGUUUAGGUGAGGUUGAAGCAAGACAUGAGACACUCACUCACUAGCUGUGAAUUCACAGGACAGUUACCUGUACUAUUCUCAUAUGGGCUUUACUGGACAUCACACAGACUUUGUACUAAAGAGCUGGCAGGGUAAAGGACAUUUGACUUUCCAUCUCCACUGCAUUAGAGAUUUGCAUUCACACAGGCAGCUCAGCUGGUU